This is a messenger RNA of Girardinichthys multiradiatus, 2930 nucleotides long. It is a transcript of the gene tecrl2a, whose product is annotated as trans-2,3-enoyl-CoA reductase-like 2a. Gene Ontology annotation, molecular function: oxidoreductase activity, acting on the CH-CH group of donors. The record is from RefSeq and is a predicted model, not a curated record. NCBI's taxonomy places the organism in Eukaryota, Metazoa, Chordata, Actinopteri, Cyprinodontiformes, Goodeidae. Gene Ontology annotation, biological process: very long-chain fatty acid biosynthetic process. The coding region runs from base 111 to 1046 and encodes 311 amino acids. The transcript has 13 exons.
CUGAAAAGGAGAGGAGCUAUUUUUGUCUGUGUGUGUGUGUGAGGAAUGAAUAUGUCUUCUGUUUCUUUUCUGCUGGUACAGAAGGGACAAAAUAACUACCAUCAAGCACAAUGAGCAGAACAACAUUCUUUGAGGUGGAGGUCCUUGAUGCCAAGACAAAGGAGCAGCUUUGUUUUCUAGAUAAGGUGGACCCUCACUCAACAAUAGGAGAUAUUAAAAGUCUCUUUUACAAAUCACAUCCUCAGUGGUACCCAGCAAGACAAGCUUUAAGACUUGAAUCUAAGGGAAAAUCAUUAAGGGAUGAUGAGAUCUUACAGAACCUACCAGUGGGAACCACUGCUACUAUGUACUUCAAAGAUCUUGGUCCACAACUUGGUUGGACUACAGUAUUUUUUGCAGAGUACAUCGGAGCCCUGCUCACAUACCUCCUCUUUUUUUUUCGAGUGCCAUAUAUUUACUCCCACACAUAUGCCUUUACCUCCAGCCCCCAUCCCGUUGUUACACUGGCCUGUGUCUGCCAUACGUUCCACUAUAUGAAGAGGUUGAUGGAGACCAUCUUUGUGCAUCGUUUCUCUCAUGGGACAAUGCCACUCAGGACAAUAAUCAAAAACUGUGCCUAUUACUGGGGUUUCUCUGCAUGGUUAGCCUACUACAUAAACCACCCUCUUUACACGCCUCCAUCAUAUGGAGAACUUCAAAUCAAGUAUGCUCUGAUCACAUUUGCGAUGUGUGAAAUGGGCAACCUCUCCAUUCAUAUGAGUUUGAGUAACCUCAGAGUAGACGGGUUCAGAGUAAGAAGGUUUCCUAUGCCAACCAAGAACCCAUUCACAUGGCUGUUUUUCUUUGUAUCCUGUCCAAAUUAUACUUAUGAGGUUGGUGCUUGGAUGAGCUUCACAGUCAUGACCCAGGUUCUUCCAGUGGCAAUAUACACUUUAUUUGGGUUUAUUCAGAUGACCAUUUGGGCCAAAGGAAAGCACAGAGCCUACAUACGAGAGUUCAAAGACUAUCCAAGUGUUCGGAUGGCCAUCAUUCCCCUGAUUCUUUGAUAUUUGCUUAGGCCUGUGCUAUUGCAGCUUGUGAGAGCAGCACUAUGCAAUUUUUAAACUGAUGAAUGGGCUUAAAAAACAUGUGAAGAGGAGCAAUAAUAUAGAAAUGCACUAUAGCUGAGCCUUCAAUGUUUCCUGAGAACAUUUUAUAUCCUGUUCAGUUUCAGGAGCAGUACAUACAUGGACAAAAGUUUUGGCAGUGACAUUAAUAUAAGAUUUGGCAACCCUUUGAAGCUUUAGUUUUUGUGGUAAUCAGGCUGUUUACAUAUUAAUACACAAUGACCAGAUGCAUAUUGAUUAAUUGCAAAGCACUUCAUUGACUUAAAAUGUUUCGUAAACAAACACCCUUUGUGAUUGAAUUCUCACCUUGGCCGAGUUAUUAGCUGAUUUCAUUUUAGUAAAUUAAAAUCAAAAGCACAGAAGCUGCAAAAUAGUGCAGAUGGUACACAGUUUAUCUAAUUGGCAGAGUGAUCUCUGUAAAAUUUAAAGGGGCAGAUAUGUGCAAAGUAAUUGUCUUUUUGUGUUUGCAAUGGUGAAAAUGUUCUCACAGGAAGGAAAACCCUGCUAGGAAUACAGCAACUGAAAGAGUGGCCUUCUGGAUCUCAAAAACUUCAAAGUGAGAAGUUCAAACACAAUAAAGGAGCAAACAUUAUGUCCAAGAGUGUCCACCAGGCACCAAGAUGAUUUCCUACUGUGAUGCGAUACAAUGAAACGUGUUAAGAUGGUGUAGGUGUUACUUGAGCAAGACACUUCACCCACCUUGUUUGCUGAUGGUGGUCAGAGGGUCCGAUGACUCAAAUGGCAACAUUUCAGUCUGUCCUUGGGGGCUUUAAAAUUCUCCAGAACAAAUAAAAUCUUGAAAAGUAUGACAUUUGAAUGCACCCUCCUUUACUCUGAUAUUCCAAUUAAUCGGAGGAGCAGCCAAUAGGCCUAUAGUAACUCUGGAGGAGCUGCAGAGAGCCAUAGCUGAGAUGGGAGAAUCUGUUGAAAAAACAACUGUUAUCUCAUGCACUUUACAAAUCAGGUCCUUAUGGAAGAGUGAGAAGAAGAAAGCCAUUUCUGAGUAAAAGCAAUGUCAUGUUUGUUGUUUGCUACAAGUCAUGUAGGGGAAACUAACAUUGUACUUCGCACUGAACACACCACCCCCACUGUGGAAAAUGGAGGUGACAGCAUCAUAGUAUGGGGAUGCUUCAUCAGAGACAGAAAAUCUGGUCAGAGUUGAUGGGAAGAUGGAGAGAGCUAAAUACAGGACAAUCCUAGAACACAACAUGUUGGAGGCUCCAAAACACUUCAGACUAGUUAGAGGUUCACCUUCCAACAGGAGAAUUAACAUAAAUACAUACAAUGGAAUGAAUAUCCAGUCAUACCGAGUUUGAACGGUUUUAUAAGCAGGAAUGGACAUUUCCUUUUCUAGAUGUGCAAAAUGAAACUAGUGAAAACUUACCACAGAAACAUAAAAAAUAAACAGAAAUGUUAAGAAAUAUGGAAGCCACAUAACGCACGUCUCUGCCAAAACACUUGGUCCUGACUGCAGAUUUUCUUCUUUCUGAGGAUUAAAUGAUAUUUAUAAAUGCAAACGUGUCCAACCCAAGUCCUGAAGGCCCAGUGUCCUGCAUGUUUCAGGUGAGUCUUUGCUCUAACUCAGCAGAAACAAUAGCUGAAUUAGCUUAUGAUGUCCUUGUGAUGUCACUAAUUUGGGUGGGAACCUGCCAAUGACCCAUUCAUAUAAUUUUGGGUGAACCAGAAAAAAACUCCUAAAACAUGCUGGUCCUUCAGGACUGACUUUCAACACCAAUAUGUUGAUGGAAUUUAAAUAGAUUAUUCCUUAUUCUUUAUUUCCACUUGUUACAACAUUUGACUGUUCUGGUUUGCAUUUUCAGAAAG